AUGGACAAAUUCAAGCACUGUGCUUUCCAUCAGAAAUUUGGCCACACCACUGAUGAAUGUGUGAUGGCCAAAGAUCUUCUUGAAAGACUAGCGAGACAAGGCCUAUUGGACAAGUAUGUUGACGGUCGCAUCCAACAAAGACAACCAAGGACAGGCGGGAACCAACCUGAAAACACAAAUGCACAGGAGAAGGUAAAAUAUCAACCAUCUCAGACAAGGGGUCUAAUUAGCCGUAUCUCUGGAGGAUGCUCAGGAGGAGGACUUACCAGCUCGGCAAGAAAAAGAACGUAUCGAGCAAUGUUAGUGGUGGAAGGAGUACCAUCCGAAGUUGCACCACAGUCAUCAACAUCAACUAUAACCUUUGAGCAUUCUAAUUAUCAAGCAAAAGCAACAAACUUGGAUGGUCCAGUUGUUAUCUCCAUCCAGGCUGGAAACCUUUUAGUAAGGAAGGUCUUCCUCGACCCAUGCAACAACGUCGAUGUGUUGAUUUAUUCCACUUUUCAGAAAAUGAAGCUCGCGAAAAGAUAA
Arachis stenosperma is the source of this 528-nucleotide messenger RNA. RefSeq lists its product as uncharacterized. The record is from RefSeq and is a predicted model, not a curated record. The coding region runs from base 1 to 528 and encodes 175 amino acids. The transcript has a single exon. NCBI's taxonomy places the organism in Eukaryota, Viridiplantae, Streptophyta, Magnoliopsida, Fabales, Fabaceae.